UAACAUCAAGCGGAACGGAACGCAGUGCUAAUAAUUUUUCUUCAUUCACCUUCGCUUUACUUGUUUCAUUGACGUUUUUCUUGUUUGUAAAUAAUAAUUGCUGGAAAUAGUACGCAAUGUGAAAUUGUACGCAUUCCUCGUUCCAUUGCACAUUACGUAAACGUUAAACAUCGUUUAGUAGUCGAAUUGAUAUCGCAAGAAAUAUCCUAACCUAAUGUGUGUCUUGUUCUACUGAGGUGUUGAAGCUAUGUGAUAGAAGAUAAUGCCUCAAUUUAGAAGAAAAAAGGCGUCAAAGUCGUUCCCAGUUAAAGUGUGUACGCUAGACGCUGAAUUGGAAUUUAACCUUGAGUGGAGAGCAACAGGAAGAGAUUUGUUCGACUUAGUAUGCAGGACCAUAGGCCUGAGGGAAACAUGGUUCUUUGGGCUGCAGUUCGAAGACACAAAACAUUUUAUAAGUUGGCUGAAGUUGGAUAAAAGAGUACAAGACCAAUGUGUCUCCCAGAUGCCAGGCACUCCAUUCAUGUUACUCUGCAAGCUGUACCCUGAGGAUGUAGCCGAGGAGUUGAUACAGGAGGUAACACAGCACCUCCUCUUCCUGCAAGUUAAGCAAGCGAUACUCAGCAUGGACAUCUACUGCCCCCCGGAGGCGUCCGUACUGCUUGCAAGCUAUGCUGUCCAGGCCAAGUAUGGUGACUAUGAUGAGAGUGCAUACAAGCCCGGUAUGCUUGCCAGCGAGGACCUGCUGCCGCAGCGGGUCAUCGACCAGUACCAGAUGACGCCCGAGAUGUGGGAGGACCGUAUUAAGAUAUGGUAUGCAGACCACAAAGGAAUGUCGCGAGAUGAAGCUGAGAUGGAGUAUCUCAAGAUAGCACAAGAUCUGGACAUGUACGGAGUCAACUACUUCGCUAUUAAAAACAAGAAAGAGACAGAGUUAUACCUGGGGGUGACAGCGUUGGGUCUGAAUAUUUACGAGAAGGACAACAAGCUGACUCCGAAGACUACAUUCCCGUGGUCCGAGAUCAAGCACAUCUCGUUCGACGACAAGAAGUUCGUCAUCAAGUUCGUUGAGAAGACCACCAAUAACUUCAUAUUCUUCUCGCCUAAAGGAAUGAAUAAAUUGAUACUGGACUUGUGUAUCGGUAACCACGACUUGUACAUGAGGAGACGGAAGCCUGACACCAUGGAGGUGCAGCAAAUGAAGGCACAAGCCAAGGAAGAGAAACAGCGUCGUCAGAUAGAGCGCAACAAGCUAGCGCGGGAGAAACAAUUGCGCGAGGCGGCGGAGCGCGAGAGACAGGCCAUGGAACAGCGGCUCCGGCAGUACCAGGAGGAAAUACGACUCGCCAACGAUGCACUUCGUCGUUCAGAAGAGACGGCUGAGCUUCUAGCAGAGAAGGGAAGAGUCGCAGAAGAAGAAGCUUCCCUUCUAGCGCAGAAGGCAGCCGACGCUGAACGAGAGAACGCCAGGCUCCGGCUAUCUGCUAUCAAGACUGAGGAGGAGAAGGUACACUUAGAAAGGAAGACGCGCGAAGCAGAAUAUCUAACAGCGCGUUUAGUAGAAGAAUCAGAGAAGCGGGCAGCAGAAGCAGAAAGAUUAAAAGCUGAACUGGUAGCAGCCAGGAUGGCUGAAAAGCAAGCGAAGGAAAAGCUCCUAAACUUCCUAAGCAGGACUUCCACCGGGUCCCUGCCACCCGUCAGCAAGCCUUCGAGGAAGUUUGAGGAGUUGGAGACUAAGAUGACUGAGAAGCAGUCCAGCGAGAAGUUGAUCAGCUAUUUGAAUGAUACUUAUAAUGGAUCCUGGGAUCUUGGUCCUCCGUCAUCGACAGUCCCGUCCAGUUUGUUCCCGUCGACGUGUUCGUUACCAGCGGAGCUCGGGGGCGAAGUCCUGCAGAACGGCACCGCCACCGUCACGGAGCCCGAGCUCAACUCGUACCAACUUGUACCUGAUGACUCCGACCCUCAUAUACAUCGGCUGUCUCUCGAGAUUGAGAAGGAGAGAGUGGAAUACCUAGCAAAAUCGAAGCAUCUACAGCAACAGUUAGACGAGCUACGUUGCGAGUUCUCGGUACUGCGAGUAGACCAGUCUACUGCUACCCUGGACAGGCUGCAUGAGGAGCAGACCAGGGCUGGCGACAACAAGUACUCCACGCUGCGGAGGCUGAAGCAAGGGUCGACCAAGACCAGGGUCGCCUUCUAUGAAGAGCUGUGAGAUGUGGUACUCAUUACCGUGUUUUGAGAGAUGCACAAGUAGGUAAACUAUUGACGAUACAUUAAUAGUUGGUUACAUUAUUAGGACCCACAGAGACAUACAGACAUGUCUCUGAUGAAUGACAGUAAUCACCAGACAGUUGACCAACCAUGGUGAUUUUGGUGAUUAACGAAAACUACAAUUAGGUAGUCAUAAUGAAUUGAUUUGAAAGGACAAUAAGUUAGAAGACUAAUGGACAGAGGCAGAAUAGAAGAUAAAUAUAUUAUUAUAGUAAAUAUACAACAAUUUAGGUAUUUAGUUUCUCAAUUUUGACGUGUGACUGUUGCUAAAAGCAAUUAUGAACCAUAUUUCUAGCAGUAUAGAGGUUAUUUUACAAUAAACCAAUUUGAUUUCAAUAUUUUUAGUAUUUUUGAGUAUUUGGAUAGUUCAAAAUAAUUCUUUGUGUAAUAUGUGUUACUAAUAUCUGAAAUAUUUUGAAGGAAAAUGUACAAUUAGUAUACAUAAAUGAAUUAAUCGAAAUUUCUACUGAAUUCAAAAAGAGGCUCAUAUUCAUAUUACAUUUUUUAUUACACGAAAUGUGCUUGAUAUACUAUUACAUAACAUGUAUAUUGUAUAUGCAUAAUAAUUUAUAAAUAUGUAAGCAAAACGAAAAUAAUUAAAUCAACGAAAUCAUAUUUACAUGGUGGUUAUACAAAUUUGCUAAUAGUUUUAUACAAUUCAAAAACUCUAAUUCUUUAAUUGUAUUAUUACGUUGCAACCAGUCAAGAGUACUUUGGCUGAAGUGGAUGCAAAAUUCUUAACUACCUAAAUUAGGAAGCCCUGCCAAAGCCCGCCUAGCGGGGCUGUUAUUUGGUAAAGAGAUCCUCACUCGAUAAAGCCAACGAUUCGAAUAAAAAGUAAAUGUCCUACUUUUUAUUUUUGGCAAGAGGAAGAAAUAUAAUUUUAUUAUAACUUUCGUGAGACAUUAAUUAUUAUGUUAUCGGCUUACUCACGUAACUAAGUAAGAGUAGCAGCGCGACAAUCGCUGCGUCGUGUGUCGCGGAAUGCUACUCAUGAAUAUAAGCCUCUAGCAUGGCUUGAAACUAGUCGAGUUCUUCGUCAAACAAAUACGUGAGUAAGCCGAUAACAUAAUAAUUAAGGAAGAAAUAUGUGACAAAAACUAUAUUAUCAUAAAAGUAAUAAAAUUAUUAGAAAAUAUAUUAUAUAAAAUCAAAUUAUUGAAAUAUAGUGACAUUUUUACAAUAUGAUAUUUUGAACCUCCAAAUUUUGACUUAUGUCAGAGAGAUGUGUUCCUAGGAAUUGUGUAUAUUAUGUGUAGUAUAAAACAAGUGCCUUAUAUUGAAAUUAUAAUAUUCAUAUUACAUAGUAUAUAACAUAAAUGAAUUACGCUCGCAAAAUCAUACUGGUAAGUUUUUUACCUAUUAUGGUAAGAAAAAUGUGACGGAAACAUAUUCACAUAUAAUAUUAAUUAUUCUUUGCUUUUUUAUUAUUGUGGCUAGAUGAUCUCUUAAUCAAAAAAUUGCUACAAAAUAUAAUCAAUAGGCUAGUUUCCUAUUAGUCAAAUUGAAUACUUUUUUCGAAACGUCAACAACGAUAUUUUCUAUGAAUUUUGUAUGAAUCAUCAGAUUUUUACGUCAAAUAGCAGACUUAUUUCUAGAAAAAUCUAAAAUUAAGUAGAUCAUCAAAUCUAUGAAUGAGAGUGUGAUUAUUUUUUUAAUAUUUUAUUGUAUUAAAAAGUCAAAAUAAUUUAUUUUUGACUGAGGAAACUAGCCAAAAGUAGAUAGACUUCUAAUAGGAACAUUUUUAUAAAAUUUACAUCAUUGUACAACAUACAACUUUGCUAUUUUUUAUAUGAAAAUUACAUUUAAAUUUGGAAUUACAUCAUGGUCUUCGCGAACCAUUUUGAAACCAAAAAGUAUUGAUCUGUUGUAAAAAGGAACAGUCAAAAAUAGUUUUUAUUAUAUAUUUUUAUAGUCUAUGCUUACUAUGUAUACAGAGUAAAUAAGUGUUUAAUUUAAGAUCUGUGUAGAUAUUUUUCCAUAUGUUUAUUUGUAGAAUUUUCUUUCAAUCUAUUCGUAAAUGUUAUGCACAAAAUUAACUCUAGUUAACGAUUAACUAAAACUGUGUCUAAUUAAAUUGUUUUAUGUAAAGUUUGGUCUGUAAUCAGUUUAAAAUUACUAAUCGUUCAUUCCUAUUGAUAAAGUACAUAAUUUAAAAAGUUUUCGAAAUAGACUUACGAAUACAAAGUGGUCUAGAUUUAUAUCUAGAUAGCAAAACAUGUCACUCCCUAUCUAACCUACUAAAUAAUCAGUAACAGAAAAACUAAAAAACUAA
This is a messenger RNA of Spodoptera frugiperda (fall armyworm), 4543 nucleotides long. RefSeq names its product merlin (gene Mer). Gene Ontology annotation, molecular function: actin binding; cell adhesion molecule binding. The transcript has 13 exons. Gene Ontology annotation, cellular component: filopodium; adherens junction; apical part of cell. The record is from RefSeq and is a predicted model, not a curated record. The coding region runs from base 263 to 2209 and encodes 648 amino acids. Gene Ontology annotation, biological process: positive regulation of early endosome to late endosome transport; regulation of cell shape; regulation of organelle assembly. Lineage: Eukaryota; Metazoa; Arthropoda; Insecta; Lepidoptera; Noctuidae.